AUGAGUUCCAGCCAAAGCACACCACAAGUGCGAAAGAAGGGAGAAAAAGCAUCACGGAUUCGGCGCAUAACGACCAGCGAUGUAGAUAGAGUACGCAUAGUAACAGCAUACGAAAACGGAGCAACUCCAACAUCCAUCAGUCAGAUACUGAACAUUCCGAUUUCGACUGUGUAUGGUAUCAUCAAAAUGUAUAAAAAAACAUGGCAAGUUGCCGCUAAAAAGCGUGGUGGUAACAGACCCAAAGCAUUAUCACCGGAAGCAAUAGAAAGCUUGCGCCGGUGGAUUGCCGAGGACAGUACAAUUACGUUAAAAUCGCUGACAGAAAAGGUGCACCUGGAGCACGGUGUGCGCGUAAGCCUUACCACCAUAGCCCGGGAAGUGAAGGAAUUUAAAACCUCCACCGCACACGGAACAUCUUCGGCGAAAUCCAGUGCGGAUUCCACGCGUCUAUCGAAAAAAUAG
Anopheles marshallii is the source of this 462-nucleotide messenger RNA. RefSeq lists its product as uncharacterized. The transcript has a single exon. Bases 1 to 462 code for a protein of 153 amino acids. NCBI's taxonomy places the organism in Eukaryota, Metazoa, Arthropoda, Insecta, Diptera, Culicidae. The record is from RefSeq and is a predicted model, not a curated record.